This is a messenger RNA of Cetraspora pellucida, 216 nucleotides long. The record is from the annotation of a GenBank genome assembly. Lineage: Eukaryota; Fungi; Glomeromycota; Glomeromycetes; Diversisporales; Gigasporaceae.
AUGUGCCCCGGUCUAACGAGUAAAGGUGCUAGGAUGGAUGAAGACUUACCAGCUGAUACCAUUGUUGGUGUGUUUGCUGAGGGAAAGGAGCAUGCUCUUGCAAUAGGACUGACAAAAAUGUCUACCGAAGACAUUAAAAAAAUCAACAAGAAUAUAGGUGUUGAAAAUGUUCACUACUUAAAUGAUCCAUUAUGGAAGAGUUUUAUAGAAGCAUAG